This is a messenger RNA of Carassius carassius (crucian carp), 773 nucleotides long. Its product is annotated as natural killer cell receptor 2B4-like. The transcript has 2 exons. NCBI's taxonomy places the organism in Eukaryota, Metazoa, Chordata, Actinopteri, Cypriniformes, Cyprinidae. The record is from RefSeq and is a predicted model, not a curated record. The coding region runs from base 56 to 472 and encodes 138 amino acids.
GGGGGUGAAAGCAAAGGGGAUAUCUUCAUUCACCCUCAUUUUUCUUUAUUCUUUCAUGUUUUCAGCUCGUCUGCCUGUUCCUGUCAUCAGCAGAAACUGUUCUUCAUCCUCAUCCUCAGAGCAGAAUUGUUCAUUGGUGUGUUCAGUGGUGAAUGUGGGUCAUGUGACUCUCUCCUGGUACAAAGGAAACAGUUUAUUGUCCAGCAUCAGUGUGUCUGAUCUCAGCAUUAGUCUCUCUCUACCUCUGGAGGUGGAAUAUCAGGAUAAAAACAGCUACAGCUGUGUGCUCAACAAUCCCAUCAGCAACCAGACUCAACAUCUGGACAUCACUCAGCUCUGUCACACAUCUGCAGACUCUGUCCACUGCUGUGGUUCUACUGAAGCUGUGAUCCGAUUGGUCCUCUCUGCUCUGGUGGGCGUGGCUACUGUCAUUUUUCUGGUUUAUGACAUCAGAUCCAGAAGAGCUGAAUAAGAUCAAGCACAGAUUCACACAUCAGGUGCAUGAUUAAUGAAAAAAUUUCUCACCAUAUACAGUAUAAAUAUUAGUGAGAUUAAUUAAAUUAUGCCUUUAUAUGUUCAUACUUUACUGUUGCUGUCAAUAUGGCAUCUGUAUUUGCUUGUCUUUAUUAAUAAUAAAGUUUUCUUUCUCUGAGGUUCAAGAGUCUCUCCAUAUUUUAUUACAUUCACUGUAACAAACUCCUGUAAAAAUUACAGCAAUACUUUACAGCAGCUGGAUGUUUUCCUAAUAUUACAGCAUAUUGCUGUAAACUACA